GUCAACAGUAGAGACGAGCUAACAUGAAAACUAGCAGCGGGUUUCCUGCUUGCCUCAAAAAGACAAUGUCCCGCCGCAGGUGAUUGUCAUGGACGGACCGGACCAUCCAGGUCGGUUCUGCCGGGUCAGCGAACCAUCACAGAUGUUCCUCUUCCCGGAGCAGGCCCUGGAGGUUCUGCGGGGCUUCAGCGAUCAGCGCCAGCAGACCCGGUUCUGUGAUGUGAUUUUGGUGGCGGGGGGCCGGCGGUUCCGGGCCCAUCGGGCCCUGCUGGCCGUCUGCAGCCCCUACUUCCAGGCCAUGUUCAGCCUGGGCAUGAGGGAGGAGCUCCAGCCAGAGGUGCAGCUGGAGGGCGUGACUUCUGUGGGUCUGGAGGUGGUUCUGGACUUCCUGUACAGCGGACAGCUGCAGCUGGAUGGAAGAAACGUCGACGAUGUGCUGGAGGCCGCGCACCUGCUGCAGAAUGUUCUGGUUCUGCAGCUGUGGCGAGCCGUGGAUUUCUGCUGCCAGUACCUGGAGCAGCAGGUGAGCGAGGAGAACUACCUGGACCUGCAGCAGCUGGCCCGGUUCUAUAGCCUGGAGCGGCUGGACAGCUGCAUCGACCGCUGGGUUCUGGCCCGGUUCUCCAGACUCCGCCUCACUCCAGACUUCCUCCAGAACCUUCCGCUGCAUAAGCUGACCUCCUAUCUGUCCAGCAGCCAGGUAAGACUCUUGAGUCUCAGGUCCAAACGCUUGGAGCCGGUUCUGGAGCCUCUCAGUCUGCCUCAGGUCCAGUUCGACAGCGAGCAGAGCCUCCUGCAGGUCGCUCUGCAAUGGCUGGACCAGAACCCGGACCGGACUCCACACGCAAAGCAGCUGCUGGCCCACAUCCGGUUCCCCCUGAUGCCGGCCGGAGACCUGGUGGCCCGGGUUCUUCCAGCGAUCCGGGCCCAGCUGCCCGACGGAACCGGCUGCCAGCAGCUGGUGGAGGAGGCGCUGCGGUACCAGGCCCGGCCCUGCGCCCAGCCGCUGCUGCAGACGAACCGAACCUCGCUGAGGGGCGGGGCGGAGCGGCUGCUGCUGAUUGGUGGAGAGGUGGGCGAGCGCGGCCAGGAGCUGAGCGGCAGCAUGUGGCGACUGGACGGCGAGUCGGGCCGCUGGGAGCUGCAGGCGCAGCUGCCUGCGCCGCGCAGCCACCACUGCCUGGCGGUUCUCGGAGGCUUCAUCUACGCCGCGGGCGGCAGCGGCUCCAGGGACAACGGCGGAGACGCCGCCUGCGACCGGCUGCACCGCUACGACCCGCGCCUUGAACAGUGGACCGAGGGGGCGCCAAUGAACCAGCGACGGGUUGACUUCUACCUGGCAGCCGUUGGCGAGUUGCUGAUCGCCGUGGGGGGCAGGAACGCCGGCGGGCCGCUGGCGUCUGUGGAGGUCUACCGCCCUGCCGAGGACCGCUGGGCCGACGGGCCCCCGCUGCCCAGGCCCACCUAUGGCCACGCCGGCGCCGUCCACCAGGGGGCGAUCUACAUCUCUGGGGGUCACGACUUCCAGAUCGGACCGUACCGGCGGGACGUGCUGAGCCUAGAUCUGGCCCGGCCCGGUGAGGCGUGGCGGAACCGCCAGCCCAUGUCCGUGGCCCGUGGCUGGCACCGCAUGGCGUCCCUGCGCCACCUCGUCUACGCCAUCGGGGGCAGUGACGACCACGCCAACACCGCCGAGCGCUUCGACAUCCUGGAGGCCGAGUUCUUCGACCCGCGGUCGAAUCAGUGGACCCGGGCGGCGCCGCUCCUGCGGCCCGGCAGCGAGGCGGGCCUGGCGGUCUGGGCCGGCAGGAUCUACGUGUUGGGCGGCUACAGCUGGGAGAGCGCCGCCUUCUCCCGGGUCACUCAGGUGUUCGACCCGGAGGCCGGAUUCUGGUCCCGAGGGCCCGACUUGCCCAUGCGCACCGCCGGCGCCGCCGCCUGCGUGUGCAUUGUCAGGGCGGAACCGCCGCGUCCGGAACAAGAGAACCAGAAGUCGGGCCGAGGAGACAGGAAAGCAUCGCCGCAUUAAUUGCGCCGGUUCUGCUGCUGUUGGGUCAGAACCACCGGAACCACAAGUUCUGCUCUAUAAUCUAUGCACAUU
Poeciliopsis prolifica (blackstripe livebearer) is the source of this 2101-nucleotide messenger RNA. RefSeq names its product kelch-like family member 36 (gene klhl36). The transcript is spliced from 8 exons. The record is from RefSeq and is a predicted model, not a curated record. Bases 89 to 2029 code for a protein of 646 amino acids. Lineage: Eukaryota; Metazoa; Chordata; Actinopteri; Cyprinodontiformes; Poeciliidae. Gene Ontology annotation, molecular function: cullin family protein binding.